Messenger RNA from Rodentolepis nana, 2082 nucleotides. The record is from the annotation of a GenBank genome assembly. NCBI's taxonomy places the organism in Eukaryota, Metazoa, Platyhelminthes, Cestoda, Cyclophyllidea, Hymenolepididae.
CUUCCUGAUUGGUUGGCCUACCUUGUUGCGGGUAGUGCUCUCUCAACGGAUUUUGACACAAAAACCAUCUGCCUCCAUACCAUUCUCGACUUGAUUGAGGCCUCUACUUCCAUUCACGGUUGGACCGCGUGUGUUGCUGACCAGCGACAACCGGGCGAGAACGGUAGAAGCCACGUUAAUCCUCCACCCAAGCAAUCCCAAUGGGGUCCCAGUGGCCUCCUUCUUCCGAUUUUAUCCAAGGAAGUCCUCAACACUCUCGCAUCCACCUUGGACUUUUUCUCGUCUGGUGGUUCAAAAUUCAAGUCGAGUGUUGGAUUUGCAGCUAUCUUUUUACCAAUCACCUCCUACCAAAUAUUACGCCGGUUUAACGUGUGGGAGCACUUGGGGAGGGAAAUUAGCGGGGGUGGGGUUGGCAUGGCAAAUGGUGUUACUGCUAUUACCAAUGGUUUUUGUUCUCUUCCCUUAUGUCCGCCCGUGAAGAUAUCGGCUGUGACGUUGUGGUCCUUCUUGAAUGACUCUUCGUAUGCGGAAGAUGCAGCUUCGCUGAUUCUUCGAGUAAUCUCUGUCUCUCCUCACAACACUUUCGCUUCAACCGAAGCCGUUGUUGAAAAUUUCUUCGUUCAACAAUGCCUCCUGAUCCUUCUGGAUGGCUUGGAGGCUACAAGUCCAACCAGCACGUCGUGUUCAGGCGUAGGCGAGUUAUCCAAAGCCCACGAAUUGAAUUGUACAAACGACGGUACUGAUGAUGAUCAUGUGCAAUUUGAAAUCCGCCAGAUUACUAAAAAUUGGCUCGUCUCCGCUUUGAGUGGUGGGCAAGCUGGACGGAUUUUGGCUCCAUUGUUUGCGACUCUCCUUCAUCCUUCCACUGCUCGAACUAGCCUCGUCUCCAUUCGUAGUCGACGAAGACGUCUUAGAAUGGCUAAGAAAAGACGCAAUAGGCGGCGAUUGAGGCAAAGUGUGAAUCCGAGAAACAGCGAUGUCGAUGGCCAGACGAAGGAAACCGAUGGAGGCCUCUUUUCUGGGGAUGAGUCCGAGGAUGCCGACGAGGGCUAUGAGGAUUUUGAUGCGGAUUUGGAAUUGGAGGAUGGGGAUUUGAACGAUUACGAUUAUGACGAGGAGUGGGAGGAGUACGAUCGCAACAUCUGCGCCCUCUCUGGGGGUUCACCCUCUGGAGAGGUCCACUUUUACGUCUCCAAUAGGCCCUCUCAGGCAUCCCCGAAGGAGUCAGGUGCGAAACGCAAGAAGCGCCUCGGGGUCUUCUCCAAGACGCCUAUUCUGCGUCGAAAGAAGAAGGGAGCCGGAGGUGACGGCACUGGAAAUGCAGUUGGAGGCGACGUCUUUGACGAGGAAUACCACCCCGUGGAUGUUAUGACUCGUCUUCAAAACAGCGGCAAUCGAAAUAAUGACGUUAAUGGAAUGAAAGUUGAAGAACGCAUCUCUCUGGACAGGAUUCGCCGAGAUGUCAUCCAGGGACUUCUAGCGGAGUUGUUGAAGCCUGCUUCUGAUGAUGGAGAAACACUCACUUCGCGAAGCCAAUCACCCUUCGAUCAAAUGAUUGCACUACCUGUAAAAGUUCUACCGAUUCAUGAGCAUCUUCUCGUCUAUCUUCACAAGUAUGAUUUCAAUCAGGUGAUGUACGCCUUCACAAGACUUCGAGCCAUUCUCAAGAGUGACGCGGCCUCCGCUUUCCUACUUGCUCUCGCUGCGACGCCAACAACGGCAAGGAGGUCCACCUCCUCACUGUCCAAGACGAGACAGGAAGUUCCACACUUCGCCACCAGCGCGUUUCCCCAACUUUUUGGAACUUCGCUAAUUGACCUAUUGGCUCGUCACUUGCGUUGCCUCUCCGCUGGUGGAUGCGAUGACUUUGCUCGACAUGCAACGGCGGAUGAACUCUGCGCCGUUUCUGAUCAGAGAAUGCGUAGUCUGCUGGAUGUUCUACUUCAUGUCUGCAUCUCAUUCCACGUCUCCCUCGUUCUGCCUGAUGUCCAAUGCCCUCUGAAUCAAGCCGCCAAUUCAAAUGUUCGCCUCAUUGCUGCUCAGGUGCUUCAACUUAUUACUGAGGUGAGUGCUGCGCCUUGA